AUGAUAAACAAGCUUGUAGCAUAUGAGUCUGUUUUCCAUAUUGAAUAUUCCGACGAGACUAUUGAGUCGGACGGCUCUGACGAUACUUCUGAUACUGCCACCAAGACUUCCACUGAUAGCAAGUCUACCGCCACUGCCACUGCCACUAUCGCUGUCAUCCCUUCUUCUACCUCAGCUGCCGCUGCCUCUGCAACAGCCACUGUUGCUGUCAUACCUUCUUCUACCUCGGCUGCCGCUGCCGCUGCAACCAGCACAGCCGCCGAUGACACCAAUACUAGCAGCACUGAUGCGGACACUAACGAUGAUGACGAAGACGACGACGAAGACGAUGAAGAUGACGAACGCGAAGACGACGAGGAAGAGGCUAGCACCGAUGCCACUAAGGAGAAAAAACACCGACACGGGCACGGACACGGUCACCACAAGCUCCGAGCUAGAGCCGUUCUCUCCUCUACGUUGAAGACAUCAGCCUGCAACGCAGCCAACGCCGGCAAGUUCUCGACUGUCAUCAAGAACAUGAACCUCGAUGCCUGGGUUGAAUAUUGCUAG
This is a messenger RNA of Penicillium roqueforti, 549 nucleotides long. RefSeq lists its product as uncharacterized. NCBI's taxonomy places the organism in Eukaryota, Fungi, Ascomycota, Eurotiomycetes, Eurotiales, Aspergillaceae. Bases 1 to 549 code for a protein of 182 amino acids. The transcript has 2 exons. The record is from RefSeq and is a predicted model, not a curated record.